CAGAACGGAGAGGAGAACGAAGAGGGAAGAGCCGAGGGCUCGCCGGAGCAAAGUGAAGGUGCCGAAGCUACCUAGGCCGGAGUGGGCGGCCGCCGCCGAAAGUAACGUCAGAGCUAGGGUAAGGUGAUAAUUAACAAGGUUUUUCAAGAAUGGUGUGGUGUACAAACUGUGCAAGAGAUUGUCGUACAGAGCGCCUUUUGAAUGGCUACUUAUGUUGUACUGCAUGUGGGAAGGUUGUUGAUCAGGACAACUUUUCGAAUGAUCCGGUGUUUGUUAAAAAUGCAGCAGGACAGAGCCAAAUGUCAGGAAAUUUUGUAAAAACGGUUCAAAGUGACUACUCUGCCUCACGUGAAAGAACACUUAAUGAUGCUUAUGCUGAGAUAGGUCAUAUAGCAAAUGCUAUAGGUGUAAGUGGUGGAGAUUCAAUAAUUCGCCCUGCUUUGGCCUUUUAUACAAUAGCACUGGAGCGGAAUUUCACUAGGGGGCGCAGAAAAGAACAAGUUGCUGCAGCUUGUCUUUAUAUUGCAUGUAGGGAAAAUAAAAAGCCAUUUCUUCUUAUUGAUUUUUCAGAACACUUGAGGAUAAAUGUUUAUGUGCUGGGUGCUGUAUUUUUGCAGCUUUGUAAACUGCUAAGUCUUGAAGAGCAUCCCAUCGUUCAAAAACCUGUUGACCCUAGCCUUUUUAUUCAUAGAUUUGCGGCUGGUUUACCGGGAGAAACGAAUAUGGGGGUCUCCAAAACUGCCCUACGCAUUAUUGCCAGCAUGAAGCGCGAUUGGUUGCAGACAGGGAGAAAACCCAGUGGCUUAUGUGGUGCAGCGUUGUACAUAUCUGCACUUUCAUAUGGUUUAAAGUGCUCCAAGACAGACAUUGUGAAGAUCGUACAUAUUUGUGAAGCAACUUUAACAAAGCGCUUGAUUGAAUUUGAGAAUACAGAGUCUGGGAGCUUAACGAUUGAGGAGUUCAACAUGAAGGCUGAGGAGCUUGAAAAGGAAUAUAGUUCAACCAAGCAAUCUAAUAUUGGUUCAACUGUACCUGGAAAGGGUGAACUACUUUGUGAACAUAAGGGUAGUGGAAAGCCUCCUUUUGCCCAUGGACUUUGUGAAAUUUGUUAUGGUGAAUUCAUAAAACUUUCUGGAGGACUUGAAGGAGGAUCAGAACCCCCAGCUUUCCAGCGUGCAGAAAGAGACAGAAUGGCAAAAGCAGCUGCUGAGGAAAAUGCUGAUUCAAAUCAAAUUCAGCUUGAUAAAGGAUCGAGCAGCCCAGAUGUGUGUGGGAAUGAAUCAUCAAAGUUAGCAGAGCCUGAAAGUAUUGGGGCCAGUGAUAAGCAAGCAAGCAUUGAUGAGGGUGCUCCUAGUGACCUACAUGGAGCUGAUGAUGAGAAUGCUAAUGCUGGUGAUGAAUCGGAAAGCCUUUCUGAUAUUGAUGAUGUAGAGGUUGAUGGCUAUCUUCACAAUGAGAAGGAGAAGCAAUUUAAAAAGAUUAUUUGGGAAGCAAUGAACAAGGAGUACCUUGAGGAACAAGCAGCUAAGGAAGCAGCUGCAGCAGCUGCCAAGGAGGCCUAUGAGGCCAGUUUCAAGGAUAAUCCAGAGGGCUUAAAAGCUGCACAGGAACUUGCUGCAGCUACUGCAGCAGCUGUGGCAAAAUCAAGAAAGGAAAGGCAGCAGAAACGUGCUGCAGAAGCAAAAAAUACGGUUCCUGCUCAAACUGCUGCAGAAGCUACACGGCAAAUGCUAACUAAGAAGAGACUUAGUUCAAAAAUCAACUAUGAUGUAUUGGAGAAACUUUUUGACGAUUCUGUGCCUUCAGAAAACCCCAAAAAAAUUCGGACUGAAUCACAAACUGAGAAUAAUGACCACAAAGCCCCCAUCAGCAACAAAAAGCUUGAGCCAGAGGAAGAUGACUUGGCACCAGAGGAUGAAUUUGGAUAUGAGGGGGAUACUGGAGGACUGUAUGGCAAUGAUUUGUAUGGGGAAGGAUAUGAUUAUGAUGACGAUUAUGGUGAUGAUGGAUACUACUAAUGGGACUAUUCCCUCUUUCUCUCCCUCUCAAUAUCUCCUCCUGCCAUCUUGGGACGAGGCUGAAAAGAAAUGGGAAAGUGGGUGGGCAAAGAUUAGACCAAAAUUGAGUUAUUCACCUAUCAUGAUGCCAUAAGUUAUUGCGGUAUGGGCUCAUUCCUUUCCAGCAAUCUUUUCACUCUGGAUGUGGUCUUUAUCUUUCAAAUGUGACUGAUAGCAACAAAAAUAUAGGAAGUCCUUUAUCCUCAUCUACGGAUAUUCCUCCUUUCUUUUUCCCCUUUUCUUCAUUUCUUCUUAUGUAUUCUAUAGUGAGGGUGUUGAGACUGUACGGCUGAGCUGCUCUGAACUAUACUAACUGGAUCUAAUAUGAGAUAUUUUGUUACUGAUUGACACUCACUUGUAACAAUAGUUCUAUUCAGCAAUGAAGGGUAUUUUCUAAUAAA
This is a messenger RNA of Vitis riparia (riverbank grape), 2458 nucleotides long. Its product is annotated as transcription factor IIIB 90 kDa subunit. Gene Ontology annotation, molecular function: RNA polymerase III type 3 promoter sequence-specific DNA binding; TBP-class protein binding; RNA polymerase III general transcription initiation factor activity. NCBI's taxonomy places the organism in Eukaryota, Viridiplantae, Streptophyta, Magnoliopsida, Vitales, Vitaceae. The transcript is spliced from 20 exons. Gene Ontology annotation, biological process: DNA-templated transcription initiation; transcription by RNA polymerase III; transcription preinitiation complex assembly. Gene Ontology annotation, cellular component: transcription factor TFIIIB complex; transcription preinitiation complex; nucleus. The record is from RefSeq and is a predicted model, not a curated record. Bases 150 to 2018 code for a protein of 622 amino acids.